AUGCACAGUAUCGACGUAUCACAAGUAACAAUCGUGAUCAACUAUGAUCCUCCUUUGCUCUACGAAAAUCCUUCGGAACCUGACUAUGACACCUACCUACAUCGAAUUGGACGUACCGGGCGAUUUGGGAAAGCAGGUAUUGCGAUCAACUUCGUGGAUAGUCGCGAAGCAUUGGCGAUAAUCAAGAAAAUUGAAGCUUUCUUCGGAAAGCCUAUCCCUAAGUUGGAUCCUAGCGAUUUGGAACAAUUAGAAGCAGUUGAAAAUGAUUAA
Messenger RNA from Cylicostephanus goldi, 270 nucleotides. The record is from the annotation of a GenBank genome assembly. Lineage: Eukaryota; Metazoa; Nematoda; Chromadorea; Rhabditida; Strongylidae.